AUGGAGAGUCCUGUCAGCGGGAGACCAUCGAUAGAAACGAGAAGAGAAAUCUCCAGACCUUCGGAUUCUGAUAGCCACGACGAACUGGCGCGACGGUCCAAGACUUCCACACGUAACUUGAAACAAACACUGUAUGCCAUCGAUUCGGCCUUAAGAGACCAGACGUUGGCAAUUGAAAGACUAUCGAAGACAGUUGAAGCAAUCAGCGAAGGGCAAAGAACAGCUACCACAUCCAGACAACACAAUAUAGGCAGGAUACCCAGUACGUCACAUUCGUGGGAUCUCUUCGGUGGUUUUGUCCUAGCGAUGGUGUUGCAAGCGUUACUGAACUGGAUAUUCUACCAAAAAGACUGA
Molecule: messenger RNA, 354 nt
Organism: Arctia plantaginis
Lineage: Eukaryota; Metazoa; Arthropoda; Insecta; Lepidoptera; Erebidae
Source: the annotation of a GenBank genome assembly